Molecule: messenger RNA, 783 nt
Organism: Aspergillus campestris IBT 28561
Lineage: Eukaryota; Fungi; Ascomycota; Eurotiomycetes; Eurotiales; Aspergillaceae
Exons: 5
Coding region: 1-783 (260 amino acids)
Source: RefSeq, a predicted model, not a curated record
AUGAAUGAUACUCUUGAGAAAACAGCCUUUCCCUUCAAAAUUUCAGAUGUUGAUACAGCGAUGUGUCUGGUUGAUUUAAAAACCCACGCAUGUACCUUCCAAGAUUACCUGUUCAAUAGAUGGCAAGGUGUCCGACCACUUACGCCACCUAACAACAUAAACCAAUAUUUGCCAACGGACGGCAAGGCUAACCUGGCCGACGAUACCAGAAACCAUUUCUAUGAUGCAGAAUUGCAGCAUCUUGCCGAGCACAUCGACACAACCCUAAGUCGACCAUUCUUGGUCCUCGGUGGGACAAGCACCCGGUUUGGCACUCAAAAAGUCCAUACAGAAUUGUUUAUUGAGAUUGGCAAUUCUGUGGUGCGCGAGCAAGAGCGCCCACAAGCCCAAUGCCUCGCACAAGACAGGAUUAUCAUCCUGACAGCCCAAGAUGGCAGGUAUCCUCUUCCGAGCCCAGUUCUCAUUGACGCGCACUAUUCAAUUGCGAGAAUAAGUCACGCAACCGGCUGUGGAGAGAUUGUUCGUCAAAUACUACGAAUUUACGAUGCACUUCCUACACUUGCUAGAGACGGGACAACCAAUGUAGCUCGACUACUAUUGAUUACUACUCUAGGGCCUUUCGCACGCUCGAAGCUGGGAGAUGAUAAUGAGAAUGUUGGUUCUGGUGCAGUGGACGCUCGCCCUAUCGGUAGAGGCUUAUGGAGGAAAAUGAUAGUUGAACAGCCGUUUGAUGUACUACUCCUUCGAAUUUAUGGAGUUUAUCAGCAGGAAGUGUCCGCCUAA